Messenger RNA from Gopherus flavomarginatus (Mexican gopher tortoise), 1902 nucleotides. It is a transcript of the gene FAM204A, whose product is annotated as family with sequence similarity 204 member A. The coding region runs from base 72 to 809 and encodes 245 amino acids. Lineage: Eukaryota; Metazoa; Chordata; Testudines; Testudinidae. The transcript has 8 exons. The record is from RefSeq and is a predicted model, not a curated record.
CCCAAUAGCAGGGUAAGAUGUUAAUGAAGCUUCAAGAUGGCGGCGAGGUAAACACGUUUUUGGACUGAAAGAUGUGGAGUGGGCUGUUGCCUCCUGGUGUGAAUGAAAGUGAUGUUGACUUGAGUUCUGAUGAUGGAGACCCAGUGGAUGGCCCUUUAUCUUGCUCCAAGGAAGAUAAAGGAGAUGAGGAUGUCAAAGGAGUUCAGGUUUCUGAUUUUCAGACAAAUAGACCUGAGAGUAUCAUUGAAAGUAAAUCCAUUCCUAUAGCAGUGGCAGAUGGAGAAAAUGAAUGUCAAGAAUGCCCUUCUGGAGUUUCUUUAAAAAUGUGGAAUAAAUUUCAGGAGCUGCAGAAGAAAAACUUUGAAAUGAAAGUCCAAACAAAUCAGGGAAACAGGGGAAAAAAGAGAAAACAUUGCAGAAAAGAAAAACUGAAAAAGAGCAAAAAAGAAGUGAUUGAAAGUCAGCAAUCUUCAAAUGAAGGUCAGUGGAAGGAACUCUCACAAUACUUUGGAAUUAAUGAUAGGUUUGAAUCUCUUGUGAGCAACAGGGCUGCCCAAAAGUCUGGUCUUGAAGUCAGCAUAGACAAGUCUUUGACUGAAGGGGAUAUUGAGAGAGCUGAGGAACUGAGUAAUAGAUUAGCCACUCGUGAGCUCGGCGUGAAAAUUGCUAAAGCUGUUGCUUGUCGCAACUUUGUAAAAGCCAAGCAAGAUACGGAGGCUUCCCAAGAAGCUCGAAAGAAAAAGAAGCUUGCCUGGGGAUUUGAAGCGAAGAAAAGAUGGGAAACAAAAAGCAACAUGGGAUACAUGUAGUUCUGUCUUGAUCACAUCUGAAAGCAAAGCUGUUUUAAAAUAUAAUAAUUGGGGGUUUAAUACAGUACAUGCUGCCUCUUUUAUGCUUGCAUAACUAAAUCUUGAACAGUUAAGCAAGGUUGAUAGUAGUUUAAAAAAACUAAGCAAAACCUGUUUGUUUACUUAUUUCCUGUAAUUCUGUUAGAUUUCAAUAUCUUGUUUCAAAUUCCUGUUAAAAUUGUAGUGGGAAUAGAUAUUUUAUUAUUGCACACAGAAACUUAACAUUCCACUCGUUCUCCAAAUUGAGAAAAUUCUGUAUAACACAUCUCAGUCUGAAGAAUUGUGGAGCCUGGUCAAGAGUCCCAUAAAACUGGACCCAAAUAUUCAGUGUAGUAAGGUUCUGUUAGGUGGUUAUGACUUUUAUAAUGAUAAAAUAUUCAUGUCAGUGAUCCAUGGGUGUGGGAAAAGGGACAGGUUCUUCAUUUAAAAAAAAAAAUCAAUAUCUUAUCAAUUAUACAUCUGAUCUACUAAGUAGUACAGAUCUUAUCACAGUAUUGUUUUGAGGCUGCUCUUUGAACCAUUUGGAUACAAGAUACUAGUUGAUUGAGUUGAAGAUAUACCAUGAAAUGCCUGAAGAAUAUCAGAAUAUUGACUUUUGUGACCUUACCCAAUGCUCCUUUUAUUUAGUUGUAUUAAGUUAUGAAAAUAAUUUUAAAUUAAGCUAUUGUCUAUACUACUAAAAGUAUCUUGUCUUUGUAUUAUUUAUUUAUGUGGCUAAAUGAAUCGCAACAGAAAAUUUUAGUCUGAGAGUUUGUGAAGCGCAAUGCUUAGAUUCAUUGGGUGGAUCUAGUAUGCCCCAUGUCCUGGAACCACCAUCUUGAAAACCCUUCCAGUUUAUCCUUCACCACUUACUUCACAUGUAUUCAAGUUUUAAUAUCCCUAUCUUGUCAAUUGGACAAAAUGUAGAAAUAGGAGUCUUGAAAAUAUCUAAGUGGAGUUGAUCAACUUACACUCGAAUAUCAAAUAUCUAAGUGGAGUUGAUCAACUUACACUCGAAUAUCAAAUGCAAAUUUUAUUCAGUGCCAAAUGUUUUAUAAAAUAAUUAUUCUUUGAA